Arachis stenosperma is the source of this 3983-nucleotide messenger RNA. RefSeq names its product DNA-directed RNA polymerase 2B, chloroplastic/mitochondrial-like. The coding region runs from base 273 to 3335 and encodes 1020 amino acids. Lineage: Eukaryota; Viridiplantae; Streptophyta; Magnoliopsida; Fabales; Fabaceae. Gene Ontology annotation, molecular function: DNA binding; DNA-directed RNA polymerase activity. Gene Ontology annotation, cellular component: mitochondrial DNA-directed RNA polymerase complex. Gene Ontology annotation, biological process: mitochondrial transcription. The transcript is spliced from 19 exons. The record is from RefSeq and is a predicted model, not a curated record.
UUUCCCAAGCACUAAAGAAAAAAAAAAUCAACGUCUUCCUCAAAAUCUUCCGAACAGGACGAACUCAGAAACAAAUAACGAAGAAUCAAGCUUUUAACCUUUGAAGGCGGCGGCACUUUAUAUUCUCUCUAUCAUUUGAUAUCUCCUAUGAAUUUCGAACCUCCUUUAUACUUGUUCCUUCGAACUUCACCUGUUUCAUCAACCCCGUAUUUUUCUCUUCACUUCAAUUCCCAUUCCCCUUCGCUUCUUCUAUUCUUCUUCCCAGCAAUUUGAUGUGCAGCACCACCACAACUUCCCUCAACAAGGGUCUCGAUUUUAAAUACCCUUUUGAAAAACACGUUGUUUUCCAGCCUGCCCAUUUGAGCAUUUCGUCGAACAUGUGGCGGAACGUCGCCAAGCACGCACUUUCCGCUACUUUCAGGGGGUUCCACCUUCGCUUCCACCCUCCCAAUAGCCCUGUGAAUUCAAUCUUCCAAAAAAGGAUGGGAAUUUUGAGUUUUGCAAGGAAACCAAAUGAUGUUGGAUAUGGCAAGUUGUAUAAAGGGUAUGCUAGUGUUGCUGAGGCGGUUUCUUCUUCCACUGAUGUGGAAGAUGAUGCUCCAGUUCCAUUUGGUGUCAAAGAAUAUGGUAGUGUUGCCGAGACAGUAUCUUCAACUUAUGUUGAGGAAGAUGCCAGUGUGGUGGAUGAAAUUCGAGAAUUGUUGGAGGAGAUGAAGAAGGAAGAGCAGAGACAGGUUGCUUCUUUUAGGUGGAAGGGUGAUAAUUCGAAUAGGAGGGGCAGUAUGACACAGUCCAAGUUACAGGAGUUGAGGAGGAGGCAGGUUAAGAUUGAGACCGAAGUGUGGGAGGAGGCGGCAAAGGAGUAUAGAGAGCUCUUGUUGGAUAUGUGUGAGCAGAAGCUUGCACCCAAUUUGCCGUACAUGAAGUCUCUGUUUCUUGGUUGGUUUGAGCCGUUGCGUGAUGCCAUUACCAAGGAGCAGGAAUUGUGCAGGCAGGGGAAGAACAAGUCAGCUUUCGCUCCUUACUUUGGUCAGUUGCCGGCCGAUAAGAUGGCUGUUAUCACAAUGCAUAAGUUGAUGGGGUUAUUGAUGACUGGGAGUGAACGUGGAACCCUUGGCACUGCCAGGGUUGUGCAGGUUGUCUGCAGCAUAGGUGAUGCCAUUGAACAAGAGGUUAAAAUACACAAGUUUUUGGAGAAAACCCAGAAGAAAAAAGGUCGUAAAGGGAAGAAAAAUGAAGCAGAUGAUCAGUCUGCUGUUGACCACAAAGAAGGGGAAAAGCUGCGGAAAAAAGUCCUUGAUUUGAUGAAAAAGCAGAAGCUUAUCGCAGUGAAGGGGAUAGUGAAGAGCCAGGAUGAUGCAAAGCCAUGGGGACCAAUCAUUAAGUCAAAGGUAGGAAGCCGUUUAGUUGAGCUUUUGGUGCAGACAGCCUAUAUACAACCACCAUCAGAUCAAUUAGUGGAUUGUCCACCUGAUAUCCGACCUGCAUUUGUCCAUUCAUUUAAAACAAUGACACAUGAGUCAAUGAAAACAAGCAAAAAAUAUGGGGUUAUUGAAUGCGACCCUAUAGUUCUUAAAGGUCUCGAAAGAACUGCAAAAAAUAUGGUCAUUCCCUACAUGCCUAUGUUGGUUCCACCAAUCAACUGGACAGGUUAUGACAAAGGUGGGUAUUUGUUCUUACCCUCCUAUGUCAUGCGUACCCAUGGAGUCAGGCAACAACGUGAGGCAGUUAGGAGGGCCCCUAGGAAGCAACUUGAGCCUGUAUUUGAGGCUCUGGAUACACUUGGGAAUACAAAAUGGAGAGUAAAUAAGAGGGUACUGAGUGUUAUAGACAGGAUAUGGGCUAGUGGAGGACGACUUGCUGAUUUGGUGGACCGAAAUGAUGUUCCUUUACCUGAGGAACCAGAUACUGAUGAUGAAGCUACGAUUAAGAAAUGGAGAUGGAAAGCCAAAUCUGUGAGGAAAGAGAAUAGGGAGAGAUAUUCACAACGCUGUGAUGUUGAGCUUAAACUGGCCGUAGCACGGAAAAUGAAGGAUGAAGAAGGUUUUUACUACCCCCACAACGUUGAUUUCAGAGGACGUGCAUACCCCAUGCACCCACACUUGAAUCACCUAGGUUCAGAUUUAUGUCGUGGUAUAUUAGAAUUUGCCGAGGGACGCCCUCUUGGAAAGUCUGGCCUCCACUGGCUGAAGAUACACUUGGCAAAUCUGUAUGCUGGCGGUGUUGAUAAACUAUCUCAUGAGGGUCGUAUUGCAUUCACUGAAAAUCAUUUGGAUGACAUAUUUGAUUCAGCUGACAAACCUCUUGAAGGUAGUCGGUGGUGGUUGAAUGCAGAAGAUCCAUUGCAGUGUUUGGCUGCAUGCAUAACUUUAGCCGAUGCUUUAAGAAGCUCUUCCCCAGAAACAUUCAUUUCACAUACUCCAAUACAUCAGGAUGGCUCUUGUAAUGGCUUACAACAUUAUGCUGCCUUGGGAAGAGACAAGUUAGGGGCUGCUGCUGUCAAUCUAGUUGCUGGAGAGAAACCCGCAGAUGUUUACUCUGGAAUUGCCACUAGAGUAUUGCACAUUAUGCAAAGGGAUGCUCAGGAAGAUCCUGCAAUAUUUCCCCAUGCCCUACAUGCAAGGAGACUAGUUAAUCAGGUGGAUAGAAAAUUGGUUAAGCAGACAGUGAUGACAUCAGUAUAUGGUGUCACUUACAUUGGUGCGCGGGAGCAGAUAAAGAGGAGGUUGAAAGAAAGAGAAUCCGGUUUAGAUGAUGACGAACUCUUUGGCGCUUCUUGUUAUGCUGCAAAGGUCACCUUAACUGCCUUGGAGGAGAUGUUUCAAGGUGCACGGAAUAUUAUGAAAUGGCUUGGUGACUGUGCAAAAGUAAUUGCAUCUGAAAAUCAGCCAGUCCGCUGGACCACUCCUCUUGGACUUCCUGUUGUGCAACCUUACCGGAAACUUGGAAGGCAUAUCGUCAAAACUUCACUUCAGAUGUUGACAUUGCAACGAGAAACAGAUAAGGUCAUGACAAAGAGGCAGAGGACAGCAUUUCCCCCAAAUUUUGUUCACUCACUUGAUGGUACUCAUAUGAUGAUGACUGCGGUGGCCUGCAAAAAAGAAGGCUUGAAUUUUGCAGGGGUUCAUGACUCAUAUUGGACGCAUGCAUGUGAUGUGGAUAGAAUGAACAGAAUACUCAGAGAGAAGUUUGUUGAACUCUAUGAGACCCCAGUACUGGAAAAUUUACUGGAGAGCUUCCAGGGGUCUUUCUCAACAUUAAUGUUCCCCCCAUUACCGGAACGGGGAGACUUCGACCUAAGGGAAGUUUUAGAUUCACCAUAUUUCUUCAACUGAUCUUUCUGCAGCCCUCUGUAGGGCAUGGACUCUUUCUUUAGGGCUUAUUAACUGCAUUCUGAGUUAUUUCGGCAUGUGCAUAGUAGCGACAACAGUUCUUCCGAAUGUGCUCACGAUACAGGCCGUUCCUCAGUGGCAUUAUAUAUCUUUGAAGGCAUCCAGGGUCUUGAGGAGGACUCUUGUCUGGUAUGAUAAUAUAAAAUCACCCGUAACACUGGAAUUUUUGAGGGUAUAUACCUUAACACCAGAUAAAAGCUUUCGUAGCUUUUGCAACAACCAUGAUGCUUUCAAGAAAAAAAUAGCCAAGGGAUAAAGCUUGGCAUUGCUAGUUAGUGAGUGUAGUAGUGAUUGAUUUCAAGAAUUUGGGAAGAGAUCUGCGAAUAAGUUCAGCUCACAAGUCUCCAUGAAAACUAUGCCAGGGAUAGUUGCAAGACCAUCUUUGAUAUCAAGAGAAUAGCGAAUGUCUACCUUAGAUAAGGUUUUACAUGUGUAUUUUGUACCAGCUUUCUUUUGUAAAUAACUAAAUAUAAAAGAAACAUUCUUUUUUAUUAUUUUAUAACAUGUUUAAGAUAAUUUAUUGUAGACAUUAUAUGCACCAAAAAUAGAAAAAGAAUAUAUGAGCCCUUUUUAGCUAAUGAAAUUUCAGAG